Kockovaella imperatae is the source of this 649-nucleotide messenger RNA. RefSeq names its product TspO/MBR-related protein. The transcript has 8 exons. Gene Ontology annotation, cellular component: mitochondrial outer membrane. The record is from RefSeq and is a predicted model, not a curated record. The coding region runs from base 77 to 616 and encodes 179 amino acids. NCBI's taxonomy places the organism in Eukaryota, Fungi, Basidiomycota, Tremellomycetes, Tremellales, Cuniculitremaceae.
AAAUGAGAGGCGGCGCAGUACAUUCUAUCCUCUCUGCCUUCCUCUAGAGAUUUCAAGAAUCCAACCUACUCACACGAUGUCACCUGUCCCAGAGAUUCUGCUCGAUGUCUGUCGCAAUCCCUUCCUGGCCGUGGGAGUGCCUAUCGGUCUCGGAGCCUUGAGCGGCAUCAUCACUGGCAAGACUGCGCGAAGUCCUUGGUUCACGGAAAUGAGAGCUCCCGCUGGCAAUCCGCCUCGACAAGCUUUUGGUCCGGUUUGGACCGUUUUGUACGGCCUCAUGGGCUAUGCAUCUCACCUUGCCGUCAAGAGCCUUGAUGCCGCCGUGACUCCUAACGCUACGGCUUCGGCGAACAAGUCUCUGCGACUGUACUGGACUCAGUUGGGCUUGAAUCUUCUCUGGACUCCCCUCUUCUUUGGUGCCAAGCAAAAGGAGCUGGCCCUCGUCGACAUGGCUCUGCUCUUGGGCACAGUGGUUUCCAUGACAAUUGAAAUGCACGAUCUCAGGACCGAUUUCAGCACCACCUGGUUGCUGGCACCAUACUGCGCUUGGCUUGGCUAUGCAUCAUACCUUAAUGCCGGCUACGUCUGGCUCAACUGGAAUCGACGAAAUGUUUAGUGACGUUUGGCUGGCUAUAUGCAACUGUGAAUU